Messenger RNA from Gastrolobium bilobum, 1261 nucleotides. Its product is annotated as cyclin-D3-1. The coding region runs from base 66 to 1208 and encodes 380 amino acids. The record is from RefSeq and is a predicted model, not a curated record. Gene Ontology annotation, cellular component: cyclin-dependent protein kinase holoenzyme complex; nucleus; cytoplasm. Lineage: Eukaryota; Viridiplantae; Streptophyta; Magnoliopsida; Fabales; Fabaceae. Gene Ontology annotation, molecular function: cyclin-dependent protein serine/threonine kinase regulator activity. Gene Ontology annotation, biological process: regulation of cyclin-dependent protein serine/threonine kinase activity; mitotic cell cycle phase transition. The transcript has 4 exons.
UGAAACUGUGUGUUUUCUUUUUAUAAUGAACAAAGGAUUAGAGACCCUCUUCUUCAUUGAAGAAGAUGGCAAUAAUGCACCAUCACAAUGAUCAUAAUAAUGAAAAUGUUUCAUCUGUUCUUGAUGCCCUUUACUGUGAUGAAGAAAAAUGGGAAGAGGAUGAAGAUGAGUUAUCUGAUGAAAGUGAUGUGACAACAAACAAUGAUGAUGGGGUUCACUUGGACACUAGUUCUCUUUUCCCAUUGCUCUUGUUGGAGCAAGAUUUGUUCUGGGAAGAUGAAGAACUAAACUCUCUCUUCUCCAAAGAGAAGAAUCAACAAGAAACCUAUAACGAUCUGAAAAAUGUGAAUUUGGACUCUUCUCUCUCUCUGGCUCGUCUUCAAGCAGUAGAAUGGAUCCUUAAAGUCAAUGCUCAUCAUGGAUUCUCUGCUCUCACUGCAACACUGGCUGUUACUUACCUGGAUAGGUUCCUUUUAAGCUUCCAUUUUCAAAGGGAGAAGCCAUGGAUGAUCCAGCUUGUGGCUGUCACUUGCAUCUCUUUGGCAGCAAAAGUUGAAGAAACUCAAGUGCCUCUUCUCUUAGACCUUCAAGUGCAAGGCACCAAAUAUGUGUUUGAGGCAAAGACUAUUCAGAGAAUGGAGUUACUAGUUCUCUCCACCCUCAAAUGGAAGAUGCACCCUGUGACCCCACUCUCAUUUCUAGAUCACAUUAUAAGAAGGCUUGGAUUGAAAACCCAUCUUCACUGGGAGUUUCUCAGGCGCUGCGAGCAUCUUCUUUUAUCUGUGCUUUUAGAUUCAAGAUUUGUUGGUUGUCUUCCUUCUGUAUUGGCCACUGCAACAAUGCUGCAUGUUAUAGAUCAGAUUGAGCACAAUGAUGGGAUGAAGUACAAAAAUCAGCUUCUGGGUGUUCUCAAAAUUAGCAAGGAGAAAGUAGAUGAAUGCUAUAAUGCCAUUCUCCAGCUCUCAAAUGCCAAUAAUUAUGCUUAUAAGAGCCCUAGCAAGCGCAAGUAUGACCAAAUACCCAGCAGCCCAAGUGGCAUAAUUGAUGCUGCUUUUAGCUCUGAUGGUUCCAACGAUUCGUGGACAGUGGGGUCAUCAUUAUGUUCACCAUCAGAGCCUCUGUUCAAGAGGAGUAGAAUCCAAGGACAAAAAAUGAAAUUGUCACCAUUCAACCGGGUCAUUGUUGGAAUUGUUGGAAGCUCCCCUUAAUACCCUCAGCUUUCCCUUUCUCUGUCCUUCACAAAAGAAAGAGCCCCAAAAAA